UCGCUGCAGUUCGCUUCUUUCCCGAGCUGGGGCCAGGGCGACGUGCGGCUGCUCAGCUGGCCAUGGCGGGAGAAAGGUUGCCGCGCGGGCCAUCGAACGAACGGGCGGCGGCGGGGAGGAGCGGGCGGCGGUUGGCGCCGGUGUCUGGGCCGUUGGCGGUUGGCCCGCUGGUGCUGCUAGUGUUGGCGGCGGCGAUGACCGAAGAGGCGGGAACCGCCGAGGCAGCCCAGGGCUCGGGCGACGAGAAAUGCCAUUACUACGCAGGGGGCGAGGUGUACCCAGGCGAGGCAUCGCGGUUGCCCGGCAAAGACCACUCGCUGCACCUCAGCAAGGCCAAGAUUUCUAAACCAGCACCUGAUUGGGAAGGAACAGCAGUCAUAAAUGGAGAAUUUAAAGAGCUGAAAUUAUCAGACUAUGAAGGAAAAUACCUUGUUUUCUUCUUUUAUCCUCUUGACUUCACAUUUGUUUGUCCAACGGAGAUAAAUGCCUUUAGUGACAGAAUUGAAGAAUUCAGAUCAAUAGAUGCUGAAGUGGUAGCUUGCUCGGUAGACUCGCAGUUCACUCAUUUGGCAUGGAUUAAUACACAACGAAAACAAGGAGGACUUGGACCAGUGAAGAUACCACUUCUUUCAGAUUUGACACACCAGAUUUCAAAGGAUUAUGGAGUUUAUCUAGAGGACCAAGGACAUGCUCUUAGAGGCCUGUUCAUUAUUGAUGACAAGAAAAUUCUUCGACAAAUAACACUGAAUGAUCUUCCAGUCGGUAGAUCUGUGGAUGAAACUCUUCGUCUAGUACAAGCAUUCCAAUACACUGACAAACAUGGAGAAGUUUGCCCUGCUGGUUGGAAACCAGGCAGUGAAACAAUCAAACCUGAAGAUGCUAUGAGAAUGUGGUGGUCAAGAGAAGAGCUAUAAUUCCAGAUCCUGCAGGAAAAUUGAAGUAUUUUGGUAAAGUGAACUGACUGCUUUCUUCUAAACACAGAACACACAACUAAGAAAUUGCCAAUAAAGUUUUGGUUUUGAUAA
Molecule: messenger RNA, 1025 nt
Organism: Elgaria multicarinata webbii
Lineage: Eukaryota; Metazoa; Chordata; Lepidosauria; Squamata; Anguidae
Gene: PRDX4
Product: peroxiredoxin 4
Exons: 8
Coding region: 63-914 (283 amino acids)
Biological process (GO): cellular response to stress; hydrogen peroxide catabolic process; response to oxidative stress
Cellular component (GO): cytosol; endoplasmic reticulum
Molecular function (GO): thioredoxin peroxidase activity
Source: RefSeq, a predicted model, not a curated record